This is a messenger RNA of Podarcis muralis (Common wall lizard), 3163 nucleotides long. Its product is annotated as NTPase KAP family P-loop domain-containing protein 1-like. Lineage: Eukaryota; Metazoa; Chordata; Lepidosauria; Squamata; Lacertidae. The record is from RefSeq and is a predicted model, not a curated record.
UCUGCUUAAAGACCUCCAAAGAAGGAGACUCCACCACACUCCUGGGCAGCAAAUUCCACUGUCGAACAGCUCUUUACAUGCCCAUUCAGCUCAGCCAUUUUUAUUCAUUUAUCUUAUCCAUUUUAGAGGAUGUCUGAUAUCUUUUUUAAAACAACAACAACAACCACCACCUCUAAGCGUUGUACAAAGCAAAAGCCAUAAAAAUCACAGGACUAGAAGGCAAAUAAAGCAAAAAUGCGUACAGGCAACUAACUCCCUUGCUUACACGCACUCAAGCCACGUGUGACUGCAUCGCCACGAACCUGGAAGAGGCAUGAAUAUUGGCAAAAACAGCCCUAAAAGAGCACAAAAAAAGGGCACGAAAACAGCCUCUAGCCUUUGCACCAACCUUUGAGGCCUGGGGAGGGUUGGAGUUUGAGCGAGGAGGUUUGGAGAGAGCAAUUGUGGUAGAGUUAGAAGGGGUUUUAAAUUUUUGUAAGGUUUUUUUUUCAAGGGAGUCCAGUGGCUUAGAGGGCGUUUGCAGGUUUUCUCAAUGGUGUUUCCGAUAUGCGCGAUUUCACUUAAAGGUGCGGUGCCUCGGAACGCAACCCCCACAUAAACAGGGAGUUGCCUGUGGUGUCAAAUAAAAAAUCCAGACUCUAAACACCGAGCAGUACAAUCUGAAAAUUUAGGGGAACUAUUUGUUAAUAGGCACCUAAAACUUGCCACAGUUGCCAGCCCAGAAGCCAAUAUGGCUAGGAAGCAGCGAUGGUAGCCAUGGCACAGGGAGUUGAGCUUGUGCCUCCUUCAUCUCAGUGUUGCCCUCCUAGCAUUCAGCAGGGAGGAAGAUGGGGGCAAACCAGAAUUAGCUGGCUGUUCCUGCGCCAUCUUCGGUUCGGGUGCCACUUCUGUUGACCUCUCUGCCCGCCACCCUACCAGUGCCAAGGGGUGGGGACAGGACUCUGCUCAUUAUCCUACCCUUCUUUGGCAGAGUUAAGCAGCCUGUGGAUUGGGGACUUUUUAAACGCCACGAUGAUGAGUAAGCCCAUCUACAUUUCACUCCAGCGGAAGGGAGAGGCACCUCCGGAUAAAGAAAAUCGGGGUGUGUAACAGGAACCAGGAACAAAUGAAACCAUUUACUGCCAAGCCUUGGCUGAGACUCUGCACCAUAUUCCCCUCCCUGUGACGGUGGGAAUCUACGCACCCUGGGGGAGAGGCAAGAAAAGGCUCUUGUGUGAAAUUGAAGAUCACAUGCGCUGGCGAAGCAAACAAAACAGAAGUGAAGCUGCAAGGACCACGUACUCCCUCCUUUCGUUCCUCUGGCACAUCAUCUUCAUGCACCCCCUUCUGCGCUCAGCAAAGCCUGAAGGCAUCCACUAUAUUUUCAUCAACUUCAACGCCUGGGAAUACGCAGGAUGCGAUCAUACCUGGGCCGGCAUCGUCACAACACUGCUGGAUGAAAUCGAAGGCAAUUACAGGAUCCCGUUCAGCACUUUCCGGUCCUUUGGUGUGAAAUUCAAGGAAGAGCCAGUUAUGCGGAAAAAGAAAUGGGCUUUGAAAGGAUGGAGCAAGGUCUUCUGGUUUGGCCUCUUGUGUCUGCUCCUUGGGUUGUUUCUGAGCACGGCGCUGACGAGGCUGAAAUCGGGCGGCGGUUUAUGGGAAAGCGUGGGAUACACAACAACAGUAGUGCUGGGCGCAUCCACUCUGCCUUUUAUGCGCUGCACAGGAAACAUUUUCUUCACCCUGAAAAAGAAACUCCAGGCGAAAAUGAACGCCAAGGACCAGCUGGGCUUUAUGCACUUUGUGAAGGAAGAGGUGAAAACAAUCACUCAUUUCCUACAAUUCAUGGCCUUCGAGGAGGACCGAGAGAUCCGGGUGGUUCUGAAGAUUGUCAAUUUAGACCUCUGCACUCCGGACAAAGUGGUGGCCGUCCUAGACGCCAUCAAAAUCCUCCUUUCAGACGAAGACGCUCCUUAUAUCACCAUCUUGGUCGCUGACCCAGGAAUCCUGGUGGACAGCAUUCAGUCGUCAAAGACCACCUGCAGCAAUGGCUACUUGUACUUAAAUCGAAUCGUCUCUCUCCCCUUCUCCCUGCCCCGGAUGAGCUGCAAGGGCAAGAGGCGGAUGCUCGCAGGGAUUCUGAACGGAAAAAGGAAACGGGGGCAGGAUUGUGCUACUAAUCCGGAAACUUGGGCUCACAAGCAAAACAGCCAAGGGGUCAAAGAAGCCACGGGCUCAUUGGCCACAGAGGAAGUCCAGCACAUCUUCCAAGACCUGAGCCAUGAGAAUUUUGAAGACUACGUCCCAGGAAAUUUUGUCCAAAUGAACCGGAUCAUCAACACAGUACUGAGCAUUAGGUCCAUGCUUGACCUAGGAUAUAAGCCCCAAUCCGGACUGAAUGUCAGUAGGGAAGAUGGCAGGUUGGUGACCAAAGAGGUGGUCGAUUGGGUUAUCCUUGCCCAUUUUUGGCCUUGCCGCCUGAGCUGGAUUUUGCAGUGUGCAGAAGACGAGCAGCAGGAGGAAAAGCUCAUUGAAAGCCGGGCCAGGGGCUUGCAGCUGAAGCAAGGCCAUGGCAGAGGUGGAGGAGGAGAUCUGCAGGACAAAGCCUCCGAAAGAGACAGCAAGGCCUUGUUGCCGUUUUAUGAGGACAAUGCUUUGGAGCUGGACAAGAUUAAGAACGAUGUCAGAAAACUUUUAGAGCUCGAUGGGGACCCCGACCUUUUCCGAACCUUCUUGCAGAAGAGCCAUUUUACGGUGGGGCGGGCCAGGUAUUUUUCCAACUUCCUCAUCAAUUUAGACUUCUCUCUGAAGAGGCAGUUUGAGUUGCAGCGGGGCCUGAAUCACAUAGUCUGGAGGAAAAACAGGGAGGGCGAGACACUGUCUGUGGAGAAAAGUGCUGGGUUGGAAGGUGAAGGAUAACUCCAGAGCUGCUCAUUGCGGCAGAAAGAUAAUAAUAAUUUUAAAAGGAUCCUAGACACCCUUCACGAGCCUAGUGCCCCUCAGAUGUUUCGGACUACAACGCUGAGAUGAAUUCAACCAUAUUUCACUGCAGAUAGUGUGUGUGUGUGUGUGGUUUUUUAAGAAAGCCUGCAUGGGACAGGAAGAGAGGAAUGAAGUGUGCUGUAUAUGAUAUGCAUUUGUGACAGAUACCAAUCUCACCCCCAAAUUAAAUUAUGUUUUAUUA